Messenger RNA from Ostreococcus tauri, 1365 nucleotides. RefSeq names its product Phosphorylated CTD interacting factor 1, WW domain. Lineage: Eukaryota; Viridiplantae; Chlorophyta; Mamiellophyceae; Mamiellales; Bathycoccaceae. The transcript has a single exon. Gene Ontology annotation, molecular function: RNA polymerase II C-terminal domain binding; mRNA (2'-O-methyladenosine-N6-)-methyltransferase activity. Bases 1 to 1365 code for a protein of 454 amino acids. The record is from RefSeq and is a predicted model, not a curated record.
AUGAAGCGUCCGGCGUCGACGCGUGCCGCUCCCCGUCUCCGCGUCUGGGAUCCGUCUGUUCGCUUCGGAGACGCCGACGCGUCGACCUCGGGCGUGGACGUCCCGAGCGUCCUCGGCGACGAGCUCACCGUCGCCGCCGCGCAACGCCGCGCAGCGCUCGAGCUGGAGCUGCACUCGCGGGUGAAGCGCGCGCGAAGCGACUUGAGCGCGAUCACGAAGGGGACGAUCGAGGGGGCGAAAGGGUCACCGUUGUUGUUGUUUGAGCGUUGGUGCGCGCGGUGCGCAUUGGCGAGCGCGUUCGGCGAUGAAGACGCGCUCGCGGCGCCGUUGCUCCCUGGAAGCGAUCCGGAGGAUGGGUUAAUGAAAGAUUUACGGAGGCACGGCGCGGAUCCCGACGCGGCAGCGCGAGGAGCGAACGAGGCGGUUAGGCGCUCAGCGGCGGCGGCGGCUCGAUGGCGGGCUGCGAGCGAAGACCCGUCGUUUGGAUUGGAUGCGCGCGUGGUCAUUCGAGACACCGGGCCGUUCGUGAGUUUUCAAUUGAAUCAAAAGAAACCGUACGUGAAGGUGACGAAAACGCAUCUGGGAAAACUUCGCGCGUUGUACUGUAGAACAUGCCGCCGAGGAAAGCCGCUCUCGGAAGAUGUCAACUCGAGCGAGUACAUAGUUUUUGCCUACUGCGUCUUUGCUUUGUUACUCAGGUACGGUGAGUCACUCGGCGGCGCUGGAUAUCAGGCUGCGCUCGGAGAGGACGCGUUUGACGUCUUGAAAGAGCGAUUGGGCGUCUCGUGUGAAUGCUUUGCGUCUCCUCUGAACGCGAGGUAUGCCCGAUUUUGUUCCGCGUUUUUCGAUGUGGACAAAUAUUUCGGAAGUCUUGGAAAUUUCUUCGGACAUGGUUUCAAACCGCGAGCCGGCUCGUUUGAGAUGAAUCCACCUUUCGUACCGGAAACCAUGCUCGCGGCGGUGGAGAAGGCGAGUGCGCUCUUGGAUGAGGCGCAGAAACGCGGAGCUGCGCUCUCCUUUGUCGUGGUCGUGCCCGCGUGGAAGGAGUGCAAAUUUUGGCACUUCCUCCAAUCAUGUUUGCACCUACAACACUGCGACAUUGUCGACGCUGAAUCUCACGGCUUUUGCGACGGUGCGCAGCACGUUAGACCGAUGCACGAACGUCAUCGUGUCUCCAGCUUUGACACGGGCGUGUGUUACCUCCAGACCGCCGCCGCCGCCGCGCACCGACCCUGCGACCGUGCCCUUCGCGACGUCGUCACGUCCGCCAUGAAGCGCGCGCUCGGGACGUGCAAAAAUGUGGAGGAGCUCGAGCGCCGGUAUCGUCCACCGACGAAGCGCGCCAAAAGUUCUCUAUCGAUGUAG